This is a messenger RNA of Python bivittatus (Burmese python), 675 nucleotides long. NCBI's taxonomy places the organism in Eukaryota, Metazoa, Chordata, Lepidosauria, Squamata, Pythonidae. The record is from RefSeq and is a predicted model, not a curated record.
GAGAAGCCAUAUAAAUGCAUGGAGUGUGGAAAGACUUUUACUCGAAGCGGUAAACUUACUUCCCAUAAAAGAAUCCACACAGGGGAGAAGCCAUAUAAAUGCAUGGAGUGUGGAAAGACUUUUACUCGAAGCGGUAAACUUACUUCCCAUAAAAGAAUCCACACAGGGGAGAAGCCAUAUAAAUGCAUGGAGUGUGGAAAGACUUUUACUCGAAGCGGUAAACUUACUUCCCAUAAAAGAAUCCACACAGGGGAGAAGCCAUAUAAAUGCAUGGAGUGUGGAAAGACUUUUACUCGAAGCGGUAAACUUACUUCCCAUAAAAGAAUCCACACAGGGGAGAAGCCAUAUAAAUGCAUGGAGUGUGGAAAGACUUUUACUCAAAGCGGUAAACUUACUUACCAUAACAUGAUCCACACAGGGGAGAAGCCAUAUAAGUGCAUGGAGUGUGAAAAGAGCUUUCGUAGUAGGAGUGACCUUACUUCCCAUAGAAGGAUCCACAUUGGGGAGAAACCACUUGAAUGCAUGGAGUGUGGAAAGACUUUUACUCAAAGCGGUAAACUUACUUACCAUAACAUGAUCCACACAGGGGAGAAGCCAUAUAAGUGCAUGGAGUGUGAAAAGAGCUUUCGUAGUAGGAGUGACCUUACUUCCCAUAGAAGGAUCCACAUUGGGGAG